Messenger RNA from Rhagoletis pomonella (apple maggot), 824 nucleotides. Its product is annotated as zinc finger BED domain-containing protein 4-like. NCBI's taxonomy places the organism in Eukaryota, Metazoa, Arthropoda, Insecta, Diptera, Tephritidae. The transcript has a single exon. The annotation marks the transcript as partial. The record is from RefSeq and is a predicted model, not a curated record.
AUGGACUUGAUUGCCAAAGGUACACGUAUCGUAACUCACUUCAAUCAUUCAGGUUUAGCAAAAGAAAAAUUACUGGCGCUUCAAAAAGAACUAUGUUUACCAGAGCAUCAAUUGGUGCAAGAUAUAAACACGAGGUGGAAUUCCACUUUCUAUAUGGUGGAACGCUUAUUGGAACAAAAACGUGUUAUCUCCCUUUAUGUGUCUAAAAACGACACACUUACUAAUCUAACAACUCGUCAGUGGUGUUUGAUGGAGCAGUGUGUACAACUUUUGAAGCCGUUUGAAGAAAUAACUAAAAUUACAAGUUCUGGCCUCUCCUGCAUAUCUGAAGUUAUACCGCAUGUAGCUGCAUUAAAAAAGUUCUUAGACAAGGACGAAACUGUACGACGAACAGCCGAUUUACUUAAUAUGAGAGCCUCCUUAAAAGCGCAAUUGGCAUCUCGUUUUAUUUCCUUAAGUGAAGAUCCAAAAUACCUUAUUGCAACUUUUCUGGAUCCCAGAUUUAAGGCUAACUUUUUGGGAAAAGUUGAAGCUGAAAGAGCUCGACAGACUAUUUUAUUGGAACACUUAAAAAUGACUUGCGACACGUCUUCCAUCAGUAGUUGUUCAUCGACGUCUUCAACUAGACCUAAACAGUUACGAUUAAAUAAAACUCAUUCAAAUGUAGCUCGUGAAUCUCACGAAACAUUUUGGGAUUGUUUUAAUGAAGUGGCAGAUGAAAACAACAUUCAGUCUCGCGAUCAUGAGAAGAACCCAAUUGCUACCGAGAUUGAAUUCUUCUUGAAGGAAGUUCGAAUUGAUCGCAGUCAGGAUCCUUACGCUUG